Messenger RNA from Poecile atricapillus (Black-capped chickadee), 5801 nucleotides. RefSeq names its product FYVE, RhoGEF and PH domain-containing protein 4-like. The transcript is spliced from 18 exons. Bases 361 to 3066 code for a protein of 901 amino acids. Gene Ontology annotation, molecular function: zinc ion binding; guanyl-nucleotide exchange factor activity. The record is from RefSeq and is a predicted model, not a curated record. Gene Ontology annotation, cellular component: cytoplasm. Gene Ontology annotation, biological process: filopodium assembly; cytoskeleton organization. NCBI's taxonomy places the organism in Eukaryota, Metazoa, Chordata, Aves, Passeriformes, Paridae.
CAAGCUCCCUGACAGACUUCAAAGCUCUUAAGAGACUGCUCUCACAAUGGCACAGGUGGAGAUGUUCUUCUGAACACCGUGUUUUGGUUAACCAGGUAAACAGCUGCUUUCAGACACUGCUGCUGUAGAAGUGAUUGUAAUCUCAAAGCAUCACAGCCUGCUGAUUGCCUUUCCCAUUGAUGAAAAUGUAGAGACUUUGGCAAAGAGGCAAGAGCUUUGGCCUGGAUGGAACUAUUAUUGAUGAAAGUAUUGCAGCUCCAUCCCUGGCAUCAAAACUCGCUUUUAAGUGCUGGAACUCAGAGAUGCCUUUGAGAAUGUUCUCGUCAGACACGGGGGUCUGCGUUACGGCCAGCUGGUUUGAUGUUCGCUGGCAGUCCGACAGGAGCUGGGUCUCCCCUGGCAGGGCAGGCAUUGCGGAGGAUGAGCGGAGCCGAGGGCGCACGCUUCAGGAGGGUGGCGAUCCGCAGGAAAUCCAGCGCCGCUCCCGGUGCCGGCGGAGCAGCGCCCGGCAGCACGGCCGCAGGUAACCCCGCAGGCAGCAGCAUCUGUCCAAAGCCCUUAAUACUGUCUAGAGUUUGUGCAGUGAGUGCCACAGCCAGGCUUGUGGAGCAGAAUGUACGCAAUGAAGCGGCUCAGGGAAUAAAUGGAAGUGUGCCACUCAAACAGUCCCCACGUUCAGCUUCAAGUCCAAAGCCACAAGUGCCUCCAAAGCCAAUUCAUCUGCAGAAGGCAACAUACCAAACCCCUAGGCAUAAAGCUUUAACAAAUCAGAAACCAAGAAUGGAGGAAGAGACACCUGCUGCUGUUCCUAGUGUCACAAAGGAAAAGUCCAGUAAAGUGUCAGAUCUCAUCAACCGUUUCGAGGGAGGCAGCUCCCUGAAUCCUAGUGAUUUGAAGAAAGAUUCCUCUGUUCUCCAUGUGACUAAAUCUCAAGGAAGAUAUGGGUCCACACCAUCACCUCAGCCAAAACUCCCCUCCCAGCACUCACUACAGAAACAGGGAAACAGUGACACUGACAAAACUCAGGUUGCACAGCUGCCCACGGCCAACGGCGUCGUCGUAGCACAAGACCAGCCGGAGGAUGAGGACCGGCGAUUGCCGGACCGAGGCUCGGCCGUCUCCACCCCACUCCCAGAGGAUGCCAUGGACGGCAGCUUGAUCAACGGGGAAGGAGAAAGUGCUCGCAGAGAGUCAUUGCAAAGUGUGCCUGCCUGCGAGGAGCAGCUGCUCAACAGCUGCCACAGGACUCCGAGCAGCGACACGCUGCUCCCAUCCGAAAAUGAAACUCUAGAAAUUAACACUGAUGUCAAGGAAGAACCAGCUGAGGAAAGCAGUAAACAAGAUCAACCUGUAGAAACAAAGGAGACAGACGAGCAGAAACGUCACAAAAUUGCCAAUGAACUUCUGCAAACAGAAAAAGCCUACGUUAGCCGGCUUGACCUCCUAGAUGGGGUAUUCUAUUCCAAACUCCUUGAGGAAGCCAACAGAGGUUCAUUUCCACCUGAAGUGAUUAAUAAAAUAUUUUCUAACAUUUCAUCAAUAAACGCCUUCCACAGUAAAUUCUUACUUCCGGAACUUGAGAAACGAAUGCAAGAAUGGACUACCACCCCUAGGAUUGGAGAUAUUCUGCAAAAGUUGGCUCCUUUCCUCAAGAUGUACGGCGAGUACGUGAAGAAUUUCGAUAAUGCGAUGGAAUUGGUGAAAACAUGGACUGAACGGUCACCUCAGUUCAAAUGCAUUAUUCAAGACAUUCAGAAGGAAAAAGUGUGUGGAAAUUUGACAUUGCAACAUCACAUGCUAGAACCAGUCCAACGCAUUCCACGCUACGAGAUGCUUCUAAAGGACUACCUAAGGAAAUUGCCUCAGGAUUCCCUAGACUGGAAAGAUGCUGAAAAAUCCCUGGAAAUUAUAUCCACUGCAGCAAGUCACUCAAACAGUGCAAUAAGAAAGAUGGAGAACCUGAAGAAGUUGUUAGAGAUAUACGAGAUGCUGGGAGAAGAGGAAGACAUUGUGAACCCAUCAAAUGAGCUGAUAAAAGAGGGACAGAUCCUCAAACUGGCUGCUCGCAACACAUCUGCUCAAGAGCGGUAUCUUUUCCUGUUUAACAAUAUGUUGCUCUACUGCGUCCCCAAAUUCAGCCUGGUUGGAUCCAAGUUCUCGGUUCGAACCAGGGUUGGCAUAGAUGGCAUGAAGAUUAUAGAAACUCAUAAUGAAGAAUAUCCACAUACUUUCCAAGUGUCUGGAAAAGAGCGGACACUGGAGCUGCAGGCAAGUUCUGAACAGGAUAAAGAAGAAUGGAUAAAGGCACUUCAGAGUACUAUUGAAGCUUUUCAGCAGAGGAAUGAAACUUUCAGAAAUGCUAUUGCUAAAGAAUAUGAAGACAUGCCUGUUGAAGUCUCUAAUGCUGAGCUUGGGAAGAGGGCGCCGAGGUGGAUCCGGGACAACGAAGUCACCAUGUGCAUGAAAUGCAAGGAACCCUUCAAUGCACUGACAAGGAGGAGGCACCACUGCCGAGCGUGUGGACAUGUGGUUUGCUGGAAAUGUUCUGAUUACAAAGCACAUCUCGAAUAUGAUGGCAAUAAAUUGAACAAAGUCUGUAAGGAUUGCUAUCAUGUUAUAAUUGGUUGUACAGACAGUGAAGAAAAGAAGAGAAAGGGCAUUUUGGAGAUUGAAUCUGCAGAAGUCUCUGGAAAUAGUGUCAUAUGUAGCUUUCUUCAGUACCUGGAGAAGUCCAAGCCCUGGCAGAAAGCAUGGUGUGUCAUACCCAAACAGGAGGCUCUUGUGCUCUACAUGUACGGUGCUCCACAGGAUGUCAAAGCUCUGGCUACAAUUCCUCUUCUGGGCUACACAGUGGAUGACACUCCAAAAAGUGCUGACCUCCCCCACAGCUUCAAACUGACCCAGUCCAAGUCUGUGCACAGCUUUGCUGCAGACAAUGAGGAACUGAAACAGAAGUGGCUAAAAGUUAUCCAUUUAGCUGUCAAAGGUGAGACACUAGAAUAUCAAAAUGAACUGCAAGUGAAUUUGGAAGAGCAUCCUGAAUCUUCUAAAAGAUCUGAAUGCUGAAGCUCAAGAACAUGUGGCAUUUUUAAAUGAUUUCAGUUGAAAUUGUGGUUAACCUUUCUUUGCUCAAUCAAGGAAAAAAAAAAAGAAAAAAAUGAAAAAAAAGAUAAAAACUUCUUACUACCAUACACAUCUUGGCACUUUAUGUUUGGGAAAGAAUUCUGGUCUUUUUAGGGAUCUUUUUCUUAUAUUUAUGUUCUGUCAAUAAAAGUGAUGUACAGGUCCAUUUCAGAGACUUUUAAAAAAAAUGUGAACGCUAUUAAAAAUACUUACUAACUUUACUGUACUACUUGUUUGUUGUAAUGCAAUUUUUUUAAAUCCAGUUGCUCUUCAGUUAACAUUUGCUACUUUCAUUACCAAUGCAAAUAUUUGAAGCUUCCUACUUACAUGUUAGGACUUGCAACAGGAUAAAAGAUAUACCUCCACAUUGCCAAAAUAGAUCUGUACUUAAAUAUGCAGGGACAGUUUGGUUUAAUGUAUGUAGUUUAUAGAUUGAUUUCCACAAUUCUGUACAUAUGUUGUAUUCACUUGUAUCUUUUUAAUUAAAGUAAUGCAAAUUGCUGUCACAGGUAUAUUGGCUUUUAAGGUUUCAAUUUAUCAAGGAAAAAAUCUAAUGGUUUUCAAUCUAGAAAUAAAUACCUAAAAUAUGAGAAAACUAUAUAUAAUAUAUGUACAGUAUUAAAAAUGUACAAUACUUGUUUAUUGCUUUGAUUUCAUGAUAUUGGGUUCUUAUUAGUGAAUAAUUUAUUUAAAAAAAAAAAAGCAUGUUUCCUAUUUCAAAUUAAACACAAAUUGAACAAUACUGUUCAGUGAUUUGUUUUACUGGCUGACACUUAAUGAUCUUGAUAUUUUUAUGCAUCAAAAAAUUAGCAGUAAUGUCAGUGGCAUGCAAUGGACAAAUGAGUUCCAGUUGUGUUUAAAACAAGUAGUCGCUUUUCUUCAGUGUCCUAUCACUGUUAGCUUAUAAGAGUGCAGUAGUUUGUUGCUUAAAUGCAGUAUGUGGUUUGAGAAAAGCAACAGAUUCUAGUAACCUUCUGGGAAUGUGUAUUUUUGCUAUUACAAUUAUUGGAGCAAAAGAACAUUUUGAACUAAAGUUUUUUAAUUUUUGUAGAAGAUUAGGUAUUGUAAUGCUUAUUUAUGACAACAGUCUUCAAGGAUUAUUGUUUUAAAGUGGAGCCUGGUUUCUAAAAAUGUAGUAUGAAGUCUGAGCUUGCAAAUCUGAAAUUUUAUGAACUAACAUUAUUUGUUUUCUGCUUCUGGGUAUAAGGACUCACUGGCUUUACAAUAUUAAGUCCUUAUGAACUUCCAUUCCUAUUAGGGUUUUUAUACAUAGAGGCGAAUGAUCUCCCUAAAAUUUUUGCUGUUAUAUUCUUGAAUGAAAUAUGGCAAACUCAGAGGUAGUGAUUGACUAUCAAUUAAAAUCAUUGCUGUCUUUCCUUUCUGAAACCCUUAAAGAAAGGAAAAUAUGUAACUUCUACAAUCACCUUGUCACAAGAACAUUCAGGAGUCUUCCUUCUCAAUAAAUCUGCAGUCUGUAUUUUAAAUCACAUCAAGCUGAAGAGCUCAGGUUCAAUUUUGUUAGUAGCAUGACAGAUUUAAAUUGUUGGAUUUUUAUAAUGAAUUUGCCAAACAAACUAUCCACUAUCCUACUCCUGCUUUAUUCCUUAAGCAACAAAUAGGGGAAAAAAAACCCAACUCAUUUUGCAUUUAGCAAGGGAUCUGUUUGUAGUGUCAAGCACACAUGAGCAUGCAGUGUCCAUCAUUCCUUCAUAAGAAUGUCAUGUAACAUAGUGGGAUGGAUUUUGCUCUUACCUGCACAGAUCCAAGAUCUACCAUAGCCUUCAGAUUCCACAGCUUUACACCAGUGUUAAUAAUGAUCAGGACAUGGUAUGGUAGAGUACUAACUCUCCAGCUCACUCGAUGCACGUCUGAAUUCUUUUCCUUGGGUGCUCCCUGUGUCCAGAUUAUUCUGGAUAUAACCCUAGUAUUACUUUUAUCCAAUGUGCAAGCCCUUCUGUAAUUCUCUUAGAGAUUUUAAGUUGAUUCUACUGGCAGCUGUGUUUACCUUUAGCAAUGGGCAGCUCAAGCCUGUUUUGAUUCAUGUUGGUGAAUACCAUCAGAUUUUUGCCAAGGUAACAUAAGAUCUCCCUAGCUAAUAUAUGUAAGCUUACAUAUGCCUUGGCAAGGGAUGGGGGAACAUUCAGCUAAGCAAGCAGAACUCAUGGUGGCUAUCUUUGCUUCACAGCCAUCUCCCAAGAGAGGGUUAUCUUCUACGAGAGCCUCAAAUGCAAUUGUGGGAUAUGGAGAGUUGUCCUGCCACAUUCCAGUGUAUAGAAACAGUUUCCCAUGGUCAAGGUAUUGAGCAUAAAGGAAGGAGUUGCUUUAAAGGAGUUCUCAGAUUGGAAGGAGUGAGUUGCACUGAAAAUACUGAUGAUAUGGCUGUAGAAUCAAUUAGGUUGGAAAAGGCCUCUAAGCUCACUGAGUCCAACCAUUGCCCAGCACUGCCAAGUCCAGCACUAAACCUUGUCCCUAAGUGCCACUCUACACACCUUUUAAAUACCUUCAGGGAUGGUGGCUCAACCCUUUCCCUAGGCAGCCUGUUCCAAUGCUUUACCUCCCUUUUGGUGACAAAAUGUUUUCUUAAAUCCAAUCUAAAACUCCCCUGGCACAACUUCAGGCCAUUUCCUCUUAUCCCAUUGCUUGUUUCUUGGGAGAAGAGACCUUGCCAUCAUCUCCUU